Gracilinanus agilis (Agile Gracile Mouse Opossum) is the source of this 2173-nucleotide messenger RNA. It is a transcript of the gene ARRDC2, whose product is annotated as arrestin domain containing 2. Gene Ontology annotation, biological process: protein transport. The record is from RefSeq and is a predicted model, not a curated record. Gene Ontology annotation, cellular component: plasma membrane; cytoplasm. NCBI's taxonomy places the organism in Eukaryota, Metazoa, Chordata, Mammalia, Didelphimorphia, Didelphidae. The coding region runs from base 97 to 1308 and encodes 403 amino acids. The transcript has 8 exons.
CGUUCUCGUCUAUUCGGCCUUUUUUUUUUCUGGAGUCUCUCUCCGCCGCCUCCCCUUUCGCCGCCGCCCCUUUCUUGCUAAUAGUCUAUCGCUGUGAUGAUCUUCGACAAAGUAAAGCGCUUCGCCGUCUUGCUAGAUGGGCCCGAGCCCGAGCCCGCGUUCAGCGGCGGUCAGGCCGUGUCCGGAACGGUGCUGUUAGAGCUGGCGGCCCCGGCGCGGGUGGGAGCCCUACACCUCCGCGCCCUGGGCUGCGCCCGGGUGCACUGGACUGAAUCCCGCAGCGCCGGCUCCAGCACUGCCUAUACACAGAGCUACAGUGAACAGGUGGAGCUGGUGAACCACCGCGACACACUGCUAGCCCCAGACUCUGGGGACACUACUACCUUACAGCCCGGGAGGCACGAGUUCCCCUUCAGCUUCCAGUUGCCCACGACUUUGGUGACCUCAUUUGAAGGGAAGCAUGGGAGUGUUCGAUACUGUGUGAAAGCCAAACUCCAUAGACCCUGGGGCACAGCCAAGCGGGCCAAAAAAGAGUUCACAGUGAUCGAGCCCAUCGACAUCAACACUCCCGCCCUGCUGGCACCUCAGGCAGGUGUGAAAGAGAAGAUCGCCAGGGCCUGGUACUGCAAUCGAGGCCCGGUUUCCAUUACAGCCAAAAUUGAGAGGAAAGGUUAUACUCCAGGCGAGGUCAUCCCUGUCUUUGCUGAGAUAGACAAUGGCACCAGCCGCCCAGUUGUGCCCAAGGCCGCCAUUAUCCAGACCCAGACCUUUGUUGCCCGUGGAGCCCGGAAGGAGAAGAGAUCUGUGGUUGCAAGCAUUGUGGGGGAUCCUGUCCCUGCAGGGAAACGGGAGCUAUGGCAGGGACGGGCACUGAAGAUUCCCCCUGUGGGACCUUCCAUCCUGCAGUGCCGGAUCCUUCAUGUGGAUUAUUCUCUAAAGGUCUGUGUGGAUAUCCCAGGCACAUCCAAAUUGCUCCUAGAGCUGCCACUUGUCAUCGGGACCAUCCCCCUGCAUCCAUUUGGCAGCCGGACAUCCAGUGUGGGCAGCCAGUUCAGCAUCAGCCUGGACUGGCUGCAUAUGACCAUCCCGGAGCAGCCAGAAGCGCCCCCAGAGUACUCCGAAGUGGUAUCUGAGGAGCCGGGAUCAGGCCUCUCACCUCCACCCCAAGAGGCCGGGAGCAGCCGGGCCCUGGAGGGCCCCUUCUUUGCCUACAUCCAGGAGUUCCGAUACCGUCCACCUCCCCUGUACUCUGAGGUGGAUCCUAACCCUCCCUUGCAGACCAUGAGGCGGCGAUGCAUGACAUGUUGAGGCCUAGAGGCAGAGGCUUGAUUCUGACCAGAACCAGCUCCUGGGAUUCAGUAAAGGCUCCCGGCUGGAGUGAAGCCAAGGAGCCCCGCUGGACCGCCUGGCAGGAGAGCAGGCGGCUUCCUGUGCCUUUGGAGAUGGCAGGGGGGAUGGGGAGUCGGCUCAGCAUGACUUUAGGACGCAGCUGCUGAGUCCCCCCUUUUCUCUGGCCCCAAAUGCCUUUUGGGUGAGGGCCGUCCCUGACACGAGGCUGUUUUGUCCUUUCUGGAAGCAGCUCUGAACUUGUCCUUCGACCUGGAAUUGAGAGCUCAGCUCUGUCCAGAGCCUUCAUUCAAGGACUUGUACGGAUGAAGCCUCUCAGAGGCUAGGACUUGGCCAAAAGGGGAGCCAGUAAGGCUGGGGCGCUUCACCUACAGACUGCCUCAUUUUCCCACCCAGAGAAUGCUGGCCUUGGCCAUGGAGAAGAUGGGCCAGGACAGCAGGGGUUUGUGAGACUGUUCUCCCUCUUCCCCCGGAUCUCCCUGGGAGCUGGGCCUGGGGAGGAGAGAUAGAAUUAGGAGUCAGUGAGAAGGGAUGGUCCAUGGGUGCUAAACAGGACAGCCCCUCUAAAGCUGGUGCUAAUACUGCGCGGGACCAAGGGAGCUGCUUCCCCUUCUGGGGCCUGACACCCACCACAGUGCUCUUACUCAAACCCAGGGAGGGCCGGCUCCUUCCUUUCAGGAACAAGCGUUUGCUUGGCCUUGACUGAGAACUUCAUCCACACUGUGGUUUUGAUAAAAAUCAAAGAACAUUCAAGAGAAGCUCCUUUUUUUUGUACAGUUUUUCUUUUAAAAAUAAAUAAUAAACGUGAGUCUAUGCUUUCUACCUA